AUGUCUACACACGAAAUUAAGAAAAAUUCUAUCUCUCUAUUUCUCUCUUUUUCUUUUUUCUCUCUUUCGUACUCUGUCGUUCUUUCUUUCAUUCUUCUUACUCUCUAUCCCCUUCUCUCUCUACCCUCACCCAUCUCUCUCUCUCUCUCUCUCUCUCUCUCUCUCUUCCUCUUUUAUCUAUCUAUGUCAGUUAACCUAUCUUUAUAUCUAUCUAUCUAUUUUGGUUUAUCUAUCUAUCUCAGUUUAUCUAUCUUUUUAUCUAUCUCAUUUAUUUAUCUUUCUAUCUACCUAUCUCGGUUUAUCUAUCUCAGUUUAUUUAUCUAUCUCGGUUUAUCUAUCUAUCUAUCUAUCUAUCUAUCUAUCUCUCUCUAUAUAUAUAUCAGUUCAUAUCUAUCUAUCUAUCUAUCUCAGUUUAUCUAUCUCGGUUUAUCGAUCUCCCUCCCUUCCUCUCUCUCUCUAUCUAUCUAUCCCCAUUUCGUUCGUAUCUAUCUAUAUAUCUAUCUGUAUUGUCCUCGGUAUAACCAUGACUUUUGUUUCUAA
Messenger RNA from Acanthosepion pharaonis, 540 nucleotides. The record is from the annotation of a GenBank genome assembly. Lineage: Eukaryota; Metazoa; Mollusca; Cephalopoda; Sepiida; Sepiidae.